Molecule: messenger RNA, 3104 nt
Organism: Pollicipes pollicipes
Lineage: Eukaryota; Metazoa; Arthropoda; Thecostraca; Pollicipedomorpha; Pollicipedidae
Product: extracellular sulfatase Sulf-2-like
Exons: 17
Coding region: 693-3104 (803 amino acids)
Molecular function (GO): glycosaminoglycan binding; N-acetylglucosamine-6-sulfatase activity
Source: RefSeq, a predicted model, not a curated record
CGUUCCAGGAGCGCUCCGGCGGCGCGCUGCCCACGGCGCCCGAGCUGCCGCCCGAGUCGGCGUUCCGUGCUAGUUUGUUUAAUUCGGCCUCCCCCGAGCCGGGUGCGGCGGGCUCGGGCUACACUGAUGAGGAAUACGUGCCAGACGAAGAGUACCAGCCGCCUCCAGCUGAUGAGGACUACUUGUCAUAUGAUGAGGAGCGGCACCUCCAUCCGGACGACGGAGCGCAGCUGCUGGAGUCGGGCGAGGACGCCGCUGCGGACAACGAUGAGCAGUGGCUUUUGAAAGGCGAGGGGGUGCCCCCCGUCGGUGGAGACGAGCCGGCGCUCGACGAGGACGGGGACGAGCUGCCGCUCGCGUCGGAGGAGCGAGCACGAGAGGAUGAAGAGCGGCUGCUCGUGGCGGGGGAGAGCCCAUCGGCGAGCGAGACCGAGCAAGUGUCGGCCGGCGACGAGCCAGCGACGGGGAACGCGAGUGCGCCGGUGUCGGACGGCGAUGACGGCUUCCUGAGCUCGCUCUGGCGCUGGGUGGUGCCGGCCGACGACGCGUCCGAACCGGGUGGCUGGGCGCCGGCCGAGCCCGCGCCCGCUGCCGCCGGCGCCGCCCCUGACGCCGGCCCCGAGGAGGAAAAGGACGCCGGCUGGACGGUGCCACCGCUUCCGUCCGGCCGGCGGCCCAACAUCGUGCUCAUCAUGGCUGACGACCUGGACGUCGAGCUGGGCUCGCUGAAGUACAUGCCGAAGCUGCGCCGCUUCCUGCAGGAGGAGGGCGUCACGUUCAGGCACGGCUACGUCAGCACCCCGCUCUGCUGUCCGUCGCGCAGCUCCUAUCUCACCGGCAUGUUCGUGCACAAUCACGAGGUGUACACGAACCGGGACAACUGCAGCAGCCCGCUCUGGCAGCAGACACACGAGCAGCGCACGUACGCCGCCUACCUGCAGCGAGCCGGCUACAGAACCGGCUACUUCGGAAAGUACAUGAACCGGUACGAGGGCGAGCACGUGCCGGCCGGCUGGGACCACUGGUCAUCGCUCAUCUUGAACAGCAAGUACUACAACUACUCGAUGAACGUCAACGGCCGGCGCGUGGAGCACGGCUGGCAGUAUCCCAAGGACUACUUGCCGUCGGUGGUCGUCAAUGAAUCGCUGACGUUUUUCGAGCGCACGCGGCGCGUGUACCGCGACGACCCGCUGCUGAUGGUGCUCAGCUUCCCGGGGCCGCACGGGCCCGAGGACUCGGCACCCCAGUACACGCACCUGUUCAUGAACGUCACCGACCACCACACGCCGUCGUACGACUUCGCGCCGAACGCCGACAAACAGUGGUUCCUGCGGCGCGUGGACAAGAUGGAGGGCGUGGAGCGCCUGUUCACGGACAUGCUGAUGACCAAGCGUCUGCAGACGCUGCAGAGCAUCGACGACGGCAUUGAGCAGGUGUACCGCCGGCUGGCGGCGGCCGGCGAGCUGGACAGCACCUACAUCCUCUUCACCUCGGACCACGGCUACCACCUGGGCCAGUUCGGCUUGGCCAAGGGCAAGUCGUACCCGUUCGAGUUCGACAUCCGCGUGCCGUUCGUGGUGCGCGGUCCCUGGCAUCCGGGCCGGCAGCAGGCGGCCGUGCUGAACGUGGACGUGGCGCCGACGCUGCUGGAGCUGGGCGGCGCGCCGGUGCCGCCGCAGAUGGACGGCCGCUCCAUUGUGCCGCUGCUGGCCGCCACCGACCGCGCCGACGCGCCGGCCGUGCCCUGGCCCACAGCCUUCAUCGUCGAGGGCGCCGGCCGCCGCCCGGACCACCGGCUGAACCGCAGUCUGCGGGUGGGAGCCGUGCAGUCGGACGACCAGGACGUGCUGUACGUGAGCGCCCUGCAGCGGCUGCAGGAGGUGUGCUCCCAGCCCGAGUACAGCUCGCCCUGCCGCCCCUACCAGAAGUGGGCGUGCUACCACGACGGCCGCAGGUGGCGUCUACAGAAGUGUCGGCGCCGGCGGCGUGCACCCCAGAUGUGCGCCUGCCGCGGCGGCGUGGUGCAGGGCACGCGCCGUAUCCGCCACCGCGAGCGGCAGGACCAGCUGCGCUUCCUCAAGGACCACAUGGACGGCGAUAUCCGCCCGGUGCGGUUCGUCAAGGAGCUGCGCCAGCGCCGCUCGGCCGCCGCCGCCGCCUCGCCCGCCGAUAGCCUGGUGAAGCAGUUCGUGGUGGAGGAGGACGUCAGCCACGUGGACGACGACAUCUGGCGCAUCGGCCAGGAGCUGCAGAUCCUGCAGUCGCACGUGCAGUCGGUGGGCCGCUGCGCCGUGGACAACACCACCUGCGCCACGCCCGACCGCCGCUCACAGCGCCUGCUGGUCAACGACCAGAUCCGCCGGCUCAAGCAGCUGCUCAAGCAGCUGAAGAGCAUCCGGCGCCAUCUGGCGGACGUGGCUCCGCGCGCGCCGCCACACGCCUCGCGCGCCCGGCCGUUCGGCGGCCGCGGCGCCACCUUCGAGGACGUCGACUUCGAGGACUACCCGGACGGCGAGGACGACCUGUACACGGCGGCGUCCGCGGCGUCCGCGGCGCCCGCCGGCCGCCACGGUCGCAGGAAGACGGUGCCGGAGCAGGGCCGCCACAGCGGCGACGUCGCCUUCUGUCCGUGCCGGCCGAUGGACGAUCGAGCCGAGCGUCAGUGGGUGCGCGAGUACACCAAGCAGGCCCGCAGGGAAGAAAGGACGCAGCGCCGCCGGGAACGCCGCCGCCAAAGGCGCAGGAAGCAGCGUAAGAAGGCCCUGCUUGCCAGCCAGAACUGCGACUUCGAGGGCCUCAACUGCUUCGUACACGACAACGACCACUGGAAGACGCCCCCGCUGUGGACGCACGGGCCAGUCUGCGUCUGCCUGGGCGCCUCCAACGGCACGUAUGACUGUCUGCGCGCUGUGGGCGGCGCAGAAAACUGGCUCUACUGUCGCUUCAUCACCGGCUUCCUCAGCUUCUACGACCUCACGGUUGACCCGUACCAGCUGCACAACCUGGCGCCGACGCUGGACCAGGCGCGCAUCCGGACGCUGGACGCGCAGCUGGCCGACAUCGCCGCGUGUCCGCCCGCGCAGGCGUCCGGAGAGGCGCUCUGA